AUGGCUCCUACCCGUCGCGUCGCCAUCAUCCAGUGGCACAUCAAGGACCUCGCCAUUGAAGAGAACCAUGCAGCUGCAUGCAAGUAUAUUCGGGACGCCGCAUCCCAAGGCGCAGAACUAGCCGUUCUUCCAGAAUACCACCUGAGCGGCUUCAUCCCCUCCGACCCACGCUGGGCCAUCCAAGCCGAGGACUCUGCAAAAUACCUAGCCGCGUAUCAAGCACUCGCCAGAGAGCUGGGGAUGAGUCUUGUUCCCGGAACAAUCAUCGAGAAGGAACAAAGCGCAACAGGGGACCGAUUUUGGAACACGGCGUACUUCAUUUCGAGCGACGGGUCUAUUCUCGGCUCAUAUCGCAAGAAGAAUAUUUGGCAUCCGGAGCGGCCGACCUUGGCUUCCUCGGGACUGGAUGCGCAUGUUGCAUUCGAUACGCCGAUUGGCCGUGUGGGAAUGCUAAUCUGUUGGGAUCUGGCGUUCCCGGAGGCAUUUCGGGAGUUGAUUGCUGAUGGGGCGGAGAUUGUGAUUAUUCCGACUUAUUGGACGCCGCAUGAUGCGUCGGUUGAGGCGCGGGCGUUUAAUGCGAAUGUCGAGGCUUUGUUUCUGGAGUCGACGUUGACGGCGCGCUGUUUUGAGAAUACUUGUGCGGUUAUCUUUGCGAAUGCUGCCGGGCCCUCGGAGGAUUUCCUGGGCUUGUCGCAGGUGACGAUGCCGCUUGUGGGACCGGUGGUGAAGAUGGGGAAUGAAGAGGGUGUCAAGGUGGUGAAUAUGGAUUUGGGGAUUUUGGAUGUGGCCGAGAGGAAUUAUAAGGUGCGGCAGGAUUUGAAGAAGGAGGAUUGGCAUUAUACGUAUCGACACUGUGUUGGUAAAUAA
Molecule: messenger RNA, 867 nt
Organism: Penicillium maclennaniae
Lineage: Eukaryota; Fungi; Ascomycota; Eurotiomycetes; Eurotiales; Aspergillaceae
Product: carbon-nitrogen hydrolase family protein
Exons: 2
Coding region: 1-867 (288 amino acids)
Molecular function (GO): hydrolase activity, acting on carbon-nitrogen (but not peptide) bonds, in linear amides
Source: RefSeq, a predicted model, not a curated record